UAAGAAGAGAGCUAUUAGACGUUAAGAGCAUUUUGUUCUUUGUCACCUUUGAAGUCGUUUCUCGAUGUCGCUCAUCCGAUAAAAAAAAGUUUUUCGACUUAAAACAGUGUCAGGAUUGAAAGAGCGUCGAGGGUAAUUCAAGACUGACUAAUUAUAGUGAUUUUUUAAUCGAGAAAUAGCAAAUGUACGGACAGAACAAAUGAUGGAUUUUCGAAUAAUUGCACUCACCGUCCUCUUUGCACUUUGUAUCAAUGUGGCCGAUGAAAAAGAGUUACAUAGGAGUAAACGAAACGAACAACGGACGCCCAUAGGAGCAUCAUUUUUCAGAGGCGAUGUAGAAAGAGCGCCUCAUUUGCACAGCCCAGCAGACCGUAGCGCACAGUUUGUUGAAUACACAGGAUUUGGAAGUAAAUAUCUCCCGCUUCGUUCCGCAGUAGAAAGCAUUCCCAAUGUAAAAGAGUCUACGAGAAGACUGCCCCUUCGGGAUGCUGUAGAACGACGACCACCUCCAGACGAAGCGUUCGACUUCGAAUUUGAACUUCCUGAGAUCUACAACAGCAACAGAAAUAAAUUGCAGGUUCCAUACGCCCACGCGUCAGCGCAAACCGUACCCUUUUCUAUACCGGAGAAAUACAGUUCUUUGUUUCAAGGGUUAUCGUCAGAUGCAACGUACUAUAAUGCAACGGAAUACCUUCAAGCUCUGUUAAGUGGGCGUUUACAACGUAACGGUAGAGCAGUGACUUGGUAUUCUACGCAACCCAUCUAUUGGUAUUACUAUCCACCCCAACCGCAGGUUUCAGAAAAGGUAUACGUAGAAACGGUUACGGAGAUCAAGACCAGUUUGGAAAAGAAAGUGGUAUGUUUUGUGGACGGAGCUUCCGGUCGUCGCAAGGAUCCUCUCAAAUUCAACGCCGACGAUGUAGAUCCAUUCACUUGCACGCAUGUGAUUUACGCAUUUGCAACCAUUGAUCCCCACAGCUACAGAAUCAUUCCCAGGGAUGAGGAGUACGACGUCGUUCAAGGUGGAUAUCGCUCCGUGAUUGGUUUAAAACAAAAAAAUCCGCAACUGAAAGUUCUAUUAUCGGUCGGCGAGGGUCGAGAUCAAUCUUCAAGGCGAUUUAGUAGCUUAGUUUCUAACGCACUCUUUCGCCGCGAUUUUAUUCGUUCGGCAGUCGCUUUAAUUCGAAAAUACGAAUUUGAUGGAAUUGACUUAUACUGGCAGUAUCCGGGAGCAAUGGAAUUGGGUGGUCGCGUCACUGACAAGGAGUUUUUUGCAUUGUUCGUGGAGGAGUUGUCGGAGAUCUUUAAACCGUACAAUUGGCUACUGACCGUUUCGGCGCCGGCUUCCCGUUUUCGCAUAGAAGACGGCUUCAACGUCGAAAAGCUCGCGCAGGUUGUCGAUUUCGUGAACGUCGAAACGUACGAUUUUCAGGUUGAUCGCGAGGCAAUCGCCGAUCAUCACGCGCCGCUAAAUAUGAGGCCUCAAGAUAGUGACUUGGAUGUCUUUAACAACGUCGAGUAUGGCGUACGAUAUUGGUUGAAGAAAGGGUUGCCACCAGCAAAACUAAUCGUCGGGUUGCCAUUCUAUGGAAGAACGUUUACACUUAAUCAGAGCAGCGAUUUCGAAAUAGGCUCGUUAAUCAAAGGUCCUGGGCGGGAAGGUUAUUACACACAGAAUCCGGGUUUUAUGGCGUAUUUUGAAAUAUGCGAUCUUAUUAUUAACGAAGGGUUAAUACGGAAGACGGACAGUUCGGGUUCUCCCUACGUGGUGAAUGGGGAUCAAUGGAUUGGAUAUGAUGAUCCCGAAAGUCUUCAGCAAAAGAUUAUCUACAUAAAAGAAAUGAACGUCGGUGGACUCUUUCUAAAAUCCGUAGACCUCGAUGAUUUCAAGGGGUUGUGUGGAAAAAAAUGGCCGCUGAUGUCUUUAAUUAGACAAAAUUAUAAAGGAGGUAAAGCAAACAACGUGGCGUCUUAUGUACCGACAAAACCCUACGGUUCCUGUAACUCAGAUGGGCUAUACAGUGAUCCUCGAAAUUGCGCCCACUACUAUAUUUGUCGUAAUGGUUUAUCCUACCACUUGUCAUGUGCAGCUCACAUGCUUUUUGAUCCGACAAAAGGCCAAUGUGAUUACAUAGAAGCAGAUAUGUGUCGUCCAGGACACUCGGUUCAUUUUCCGAAUACGUUUCGCGAGGUUAGCAAUUUUUUAAGGUACAAAGCUGCAGAAGAAGACAAAUCUCCAAAGGUGGUGUGCUAUCUCACAAAUUGGUCGUUUUAUCGAAAAGGAGAAGGAAAGUUCGUUCCUGAAUACUUAGAUCAACGCUUAUGUACUCAUAUUGUAUAUGCCUUCGGAAGCUUAGACCCGGAGAAAUUCGUGAUUAAGGAGCAUGACCACUGGGUUGACGUGGAGAAUGAUUUGUACGAGCGCGUGACCUCAAUUAAAGACGCUAAAGUACUGUUAUCACUUGGGGGAUGGACGGAUUCUGCCGGCGACAAGUAUUCAAAACUGGUGAGCGACGGUUCGGCUCGCCGCAAAUUUGUUGCAAACGCCGUCAGCUUCCUACGCCGCCAUGGUUUCAAAGGAUUACACUUAGAUUGGAAUUAUCCGAUAUGCUGGCAAAGCAACUGUAAAAAGGGGCCGGCCUCUGAUAAACCUAACUUUACAAAACUACUACAGGAGCUCAGAAGGGAGUUUGAUAAAGAAAGUCCACCCCUCAUGUUAGCUGUGGGAAUUUCUGGUUACAAAGAAGUAAUAGAAGCCGCUUACGAAUUGGCGUCGAUAGGAAAAGUGACCGAUUUCAUGUCCGUUAUGACCUAUGAUUAUCAUGGCAGUUGGGAAAAACGCACGGGUCACGUCAGUCCGUUGUACCAUCGCUCUGGGGAUUUGUACCCGCAGUACAAUACCAACUUCACUAUGGAAUUUUUGGUUGCAAACGGCGCACCGAGAGAAAAACUGCUGGUCGGCGUACCUUUUUACGGGCAAACCUUCACUUUGGCCGCGACUGAUAGAAAGUACAGCCAAGGUGUGCCUACAGUCGGCCCGGGUGAGGCUGGAGAAUAUACAAAGCAACCUGGAAUGCUCUCGUACUUUGAAAUAUGUAGCAGGAUUAAGAACGGUAGGUGGAGUGUUAAUCAAGACGUAGAUAAAACAACGGGCCCAUACGCAUAUUAUGGAGAUCAAUGGGUGGGCUACGAUGACGUUGAAUCCAUACAAGAAAAGGCGAAGUAUAUAAAAUCACAUGGAUUUGGAGGAGCAGUCGCUUGGACGGUUGAUUUGGACGAUUUUCUUAACAAGUGUUGCCAACAAACGUUCCCCUUGCUACGUAGCUUAAACAAAGGGCUGGGUUUGAUUCACGACAGUACGCCAGCGUAUGGUGAUUGUACGAAACCGCCAACUCCAGUCACCCCAUCACCUCCUACGAUGACGACUGGUUUUGACACGGGAGCAGAAGUUUCUCCUACAACGGAACAUUGGGGUCAUCAUCCUAGCACCAAACCGCCUUCUACCACAGCUGCGUGGUGGGAAUCGACAACUACUUCCACUACUACCACACAUAGGCCGCCAUCUACUGGAACGCCACCAUGGUGGGUUCCUUCUACGCCCAAACCUACGACAACCACUACAAGAAAAAGGACAACCACAGCGUGGACUCCGGAAGUUACAAGCCGGCCAACGCCAACAACUCCGGAACCCGAACAGGAAACAACAGAAAAGUGCGAAGCGGGAACAUAUCGCCCUCACCCAACCAACUGCAACGCAUAUUACCGUUGCGUUUUAGGAGAGAUGAUAAAAGAAGAGUGCGCUGGAAAUCUUCAUUGGAACGAAAGAACUGGCAAUUGCGACUGGCCUGAUGCAGCAGCGUGUCAUGUGAACAAAAAAACCACUACAAAACCAGUAAAGGCCACGACGGCAACACCAUUCACAACAACCACGCCAGUUACCACCACCACUAAGAGGCCGUACACUACAAAACCUCCCCCGGAUAUGCACCAUUGCAGUACCGGCGAAUACUUCCCCCACGAGCAGUGCAGCAGUUUUUACGUCUGCGUUAAUGGUCAUUUGGUAACACAAAAAUGUGGACCGGGAUUAUACUGGAACACAGAAAGCGCCACGUGCGACUGGAGUUAUAGAGUGAGGUGUACCAAGAAGGUCCCGCAAGUUACGCAGAAGCUAGUCGUAGAUCCAACUAGUACAAACGCUCAACAACCGUACUCUCCAUGCAAGGCAAGUUCGUUCGCAGCGUAUCCAGGAGAUUGUUCGCACUAUUUAAUCUGCUUAUGGAAUAAGUAUGAAGUUUUUAAGUGCUCAGAAGGAUUACACUGGAAUAGCGACAGGAAUACUUGCGAUUGGCCCGAAAAUGCCCACUGCACCGAAGGGGGUGAUACCGACACCGAAGGCGGUGACGAACAUCACGAGCUGCCACCAUUACCAACCCAAACACCUACAACUACAACCACAACGGAAGCAGCUCCUAUCGUUACAGAGCCCAUGGAACCCAUAUCAGGGCAUUAUAAAAUCGUUUGCUACUUCACAAAUUGGGCUUGGUACAGAAAGGGAGUCGGAAAGUAUGUGCCAGAGGAUAUCGAUCCCAACUUGUGCACUCAUAUUAUAUACGGAUUCGCUGUACUCGACUACGAAAAUUUGGUAGUGAGAGCGCACGAUUCUUGGGCCGAUUUCGAUAACAAGUUCUACGAAAGAGUGGUCGCGUAUAAGAAGAAAGGAAUAAAGGUCUUAUUGGCGUUAGGAGGAUGGAACGAUUCCUUGGGCGACAAAUAUUCGCGGUUAGUCAACAAUCCCGCCGCACGCCAACGUUUCAUUAAGCACGUGAUGGAAUUCUUGGCCAAGUACGAUUUCGAUGGAUUAGAUUUGGACUGGGAAUAUCCCAAGUGCUGGCAGGUCGACUGCAAAAAAGGCCCAGAUUCUGACAAAGCGGCAUUUGGUGCAUUUGUAAAAGAACUUAAGGAGGCGUUUAUACCAAAAGGAUAUCUGCUGUCAGCGGCCGUUUCUCCAAAUAAAAUCGUGAUAGAUGCGGGUUACGAUGUUCCAGUCGUCUCGAAGUACCUCGACUGGAUCGCCGUUAUGACGUACGACUAUCACGGACAGUGGGAUAAGAAAACCGGCCACGUUGCGCCAUUUUACGAACACCCAGAAGCUGAUGUUAACUACUUUAACGCGAAUUAUUCAAUACACUACUGGAUCGCCCAAGGUGCGGAUAGAAGGAAAUUAAUCUUGGGUAUGCCUUUGUACGGACAAUCCUUCCAAUUGGAGAAUAGCGCCAACACCGGCUUGAAUGCGAAGGCACCUGGACCUGGGCAGUCCGGAGAAUUCACUGGCGCCGCUGGUUUCUUGGCCUAUUAUGAAAUUUGCGACAAUAUCAAAAAUAAAGGUUGGACUGUCGUUCAAGAUCCAUAUAGGGCAAUGGGCCCAUACGCCUACAAAGGUAACCAGUGGGUUUCAUUCGAUGACGAAGAUAUAAUUAGGCGAAAGUCAGAAUACAUAAAGGCAAUGAAUUUGGGCGGUGGAAUGAUUUGGGCUUUAGAUUUGGACGAUUUUAAGAAUCGUUGCGGAGGGGGCAGGCAUCCGCUACUAUCCGUGAUCCGUAAUGUACUAGCGAGUCCAGGUGGCGAGUAUUCUACAGAAACCAUCACCAAGGUUCCCGACGCUGCCUUCACCAAACCAUCACCGGCAUUACCCUCGUCUGUAGAACCCUUACCUUUUCCUUCAGCUCCACCUCAAUCCACAUCAACGGCAACUCCAUUGGUAGAUACCGAUUCAGAAUUCAAAAUGGUCUGUUACUUCACCAAUUGGGCAUGGUAUCGGCAAGGAGUAGGCAAAUACUUACCAAGCGAUAUUGAUCCUGAUCUCUGUACGCACAUCAUUUAUGGGUUCGCUGUGCUUGAUGGAGAUCAGUUGAUAAUUAAACCCCAUGAUUCUUGGGCGGAUUUCGAUAACAAAUUCUAUGAGAAGGUGACGGCCUUUAAAGGCAAGGGAAUUAAGGUUUUAAUUGCUAUUGGAGGUUGGAAUGAUUCUGCCGGUGACAAAUACUCCAAGUUGGUCAAUAAUCCUUCAGCCAGACGACGUUUUAUCGCCCACGUGGUUGAUUUCAUCGAGAAAAAUAACUUUGAUGGUCUUGACUUAGAUUGGGAAUAUCCCAAGUGUUGGCAGGUCGAUUGUACGAAAGGUCCCGAAGCAGAUAAACAAGCGUUUGCGGACUUCGUCACGGAAUUACAUGCCGCUUUGCGGCCGAAGGGUUUAUUAUUGUCCGCUGCAGUUUCGCCGAAUAGAAAAGUAGUAGACGCCGGAUAUGACGUUCCCACUCUUUCGCGAUAUUUGGAUUGGAUCGCGAUCAUGACCUACGACUACCAUGGUCAAUGGGAUAAAAUAACCGGAAUUGCUGCUCCAAUGUACGCACAUCCUGAAGAUGAAGAUGUUACCUUUAACACUAACUUUUCGGUUAAUUAUUGGAUAAACCAAGGUGCCGAUAGAAAGAAACUUGUUAUGGGAUUGCCACUUUAUGGCCAGUCGUUCUCCUUGGCUGACAAUUCUAACCAUGGCUUAAACGCGCCUACGUAUGGCGGAGGAGAAGCGGGCGAAGAAACUAGAGCUAGAGGCUUUUUGUCUUACUACGAGAUAUGCACAAAUAUAAUCAAAAAGGGUUGGAAUGUGGUUCGAGAUAAGAAAUUCAGAAUCGGCCCAUACGCAUAUUUAAGAGAUCAGUGGGUAUCAUUCGAUGACGCUGCAAUGCUUCGCUACAAGUCAGAGUAUAUCAGGAACAUGGGUUUGGGCGGUGGAAUGGUUUGGGCUUUAGACUUAGACGACUUUAAAAACAUUUGCGGAUGUGAAAACUAUCCGUUGCUGAGAACAAUAAAUAGAGUGCUCAGAAACUACAAGGUACCCGAUCCUCAAUGCCAGCUAGGUGUCGACCAACCCCCUUCACCGGCCACGUCCUCACCGAAACCUACUGAAUCAUGGCAGACACCAAAACCACAACCUCCCUGGCAAACCGAGAAGCCCCACACCGAAAAACCAACCUCGCGACCACCACCAACAACGAGUCUGCCAUGCGAUGGACGCCUUUUCGUACCACACAAGUAUAACUGCAACCAAUAUUACUUAUGUAACCAAGGGCAUUUGAUGGUCCAAAACUGUCCCACUGGGUUGUUCUGGAAUGAAGACCACUGCGAUUGGCCCGAAAACACCAAGUGCCACCCGGACGCCACCACAACCGAAGUUAGCCUAUCUUCGCCUGUAAUUGAACAAACUACCCCAAGGCCAUACAAACCGGGAACGGUAGAUGACACUUUCGAUGGAACUUAUAAGGUUGUAUGUUACUUCACAAAUUGGGCCUGGUACCGGCAGGACGCGGGAAAGUACCUGCCGGAGGAUAUCGACCCUCGACUCUGUACGCAUAUUGCCUACGGCUUUGCGGUCUUGGACCCGAACACUCUUACAAUUAAACCUCAUGACUCUUGGGCGGACAUCGAUAACGAGUUUUACGCUAGAGUGGUCAAACUGAAAUCAAGAGGCAUUAAGAUUUUGAUCGCUUUAGGAGGAUGGAAUGAUUCCUUGGGAAGUAAGUACUCGCAUUUGGUCAACGAUCCCAAUGCAAGAUCGAAAUUUGUUGACCAUGUUUUGGGAUUUAUCGAAGAAUAUGGAUUUGAUGGUUUAGAUUUGGAUUGGGAGUAUCCCAAAUGUUGGCAGGUCGAUUGUAAUAAGGGCCCGCAGUCGGACAAACAGGGAUUUGCUGCUUUGGUGACUGAAUUAAGCUUCGCAUUCAAACAAAAGGGACUGUUGCUAUCAGCAGCAGUGUCGCCUAGUAAAACAGUAAUAGAUGCCGGCUAUGAUGUUCCUAUUCUUAGUCAAUACUUAGACUGGAUAGCGCUUAUGACGUACGACUAUCAUGGACAUUGGGAUAAGCAGACGGGGCACGUAGCCCCAUUGGAUUAUUACCCCGGUGACGCUUAUGAUUACUUUAAUGCUAAUUAUUCCGUAAAUUACUGGAUUGAAAUGGGUGCUUCGCCAAGCAAAUUAAUUCUAGGUGUGCCAUUCUACGGUCAAUCUUUUAGUCUCGCGGAUGCCACUCGUAACGGAUUAAACGAAAAGUCGUACGGUCCUGGUGAAGCUGGCGAUUACACACGAGCUGGCGGAUUUUUAGCUUUCUAUGAGGUGUGUGAAAGAGUUAAAAGACGAUCAUGGACUGUCACCAGAGAUCCCUUAGGAAGGAUCGGCCCCUACGCCUUUAGUGGUAACCAGUGGGUGUCCUACGACGAUAUUGCAGAAAUCAGAAGAAAAUCGCGAUUUAUAAAGGAUCACAACUUAGGAGGGGGAAUGUUGUGGGCGUUAGAUUUAGAUGACUUCAAAAACACAUGCGGGUGUGGUAAAUACCCUCUUCUCACAACUUUAAAUAACGAACUUAGGGGUGUUCCUAUGGAAAUUGACGUGGAAAACUGUACUUAGGUUUAUUUGUAAAGAUAUAUUUUUAUCUUCUUCAGAAUGUUCGUUUUUACAUUUUGAAGGAUACUGAAAAUAUUAGCGUAGGUAUAAGAACUGUUCUUGUAAUAAUAAACUAAAAAUAAAGAGUAUAAAAUAUAA
Messenger RNA from Photinus pyralis (common eastern firefly), 8590 nucleotides. It is a transcript of the gene Cht10, whose product is annotated as probable chitinase 10. NCBI's taxonomy places the organism in Eukaryota, Metazoa, Arthropoda, Insecta, Coleoptera, Lampyridae. Bases 200 to 8455 code for a protein of 2751 amino acids. Gene Ontology annotation, cellular component: extracellular region. The record is from RefSeq and is a predicted model, not a curated record. Gene Ontology annotation, biological process: chitin catabolic process; carbohydrate metabolic process. Gene Ontology annotation, molecular function: chitin binding; chitinase activity. The transcript has 28 exons.